AUGAACCAAGAUAUAAAUAGCUUGUUUAUCGCAAGUCGUAGAUCCGAGCUUGCUAUAAUACAAGCUAAACACGUUUCUAAAGAGCUAAGCUUACUUAAUAAAACAUAUCAAUUUUCAAUUGUUACUAUUGAUACUUUAGGCGAUUUGGUAAUAUCAAAGCCUUUGUACCAAUUCGAUGGGAAUUCUCUUUGGACAAAAGAAUUAGAAAAAUUAAUGGUAGACAAAAGAUGUUCUAUGGCAGUUCAUAGUUUGAAAGAUUUGCCUACUAAUCUUCCUGACGGUUUUGUAAUUGGUGCUAUAUUAGAAAGAUUAGAUCCUAGAGAUGCUUUAGUUGUUAAAAAGGGAUUAAAUUAUAAGUGUCUCAAAGAUCUUCCUGAGAAAUCUAUUGUUGGUACUAGUAGUAUUCGUAGAAUUGCUCAGCUUAGAAGGAAUUUUCCAAUGUUACUUUUUAAGGAUAUAAGAGGUAAUGUCACUACUAGAAUAAAGAAAUUAGAUGAUCCUAAAUCGCCAUAUACAUGUCUUAUUCUUGCAUCUGCUGGAUUGUUACGACUUGGUUUAGGGGAUCGAAUUGUCGAAAAGCUUGAAUCGCCUAUAUUAUUGCAUGCUGCUGGACAAGGUGCUAUUGGAGUAGAAGUCAGAUGUGAUGAUAUUAUUGUGCAAGAUUUAUUGAAACCUUUAAAUCAUACGCCAACACUUUUAUGUUGUUUAGCUGAAAGGUCGUUAAUGAGUAGGUUAGAGGGAGGAUGUAGUAUUCCUAUAGGAAUUCAAACUAAAUUUGAUGGAAAUUUACUUAAGAUGGAGUCUAUAAUCGUAAGUUUAGAUGGUACUGAAUCAGUGAGUUCUAGUAUGUCUAUGGAAGUGUUGAAACAUGAUGAUGCUGUAAAACUUGGAAUUUUAUUAGCAGAUGAUUUAAUAAAAAAAGGUGCAUUGGAAAUAUUAUAUAAUAUUAAAGGUUAUGAUCCUAUAAAAGUAUAA
This is a messenger RNA of Pneumocystis jirovecii RU7, 975 nucleotides long. Its product is annotated as porphobilinogen deaminase. Gene Ontology annotation, molecular function: hydroxymethylbilane synthase activity. Gene Ontology annotation, cellular component: cytoplasm. NCBI's taxonomy places the organism in Eukaryota, Fungi, Ascomycota, Pneumocystomycetes, Pneumocystales, Pneumocystaceae. The coding region runs from base 1 to 975 and encodes 324 amino acids. The transcript has 4 exons. The record is from RefSeq and is a predicted model, not a curated record. Gene Ontology annotation, biological process: heme biosynthetic process.